Geodia barretti is the source of this 771-nucleotide messenger RNA. NCBI's taxonomy places the organism in Eukaryota, Metazoa, Porifera, Demospongiae, Tetractinellida, Geodiidae. The record is from the annotation of a GenBank genome assembly.
AUGAAAAUAGUUCAGAUACCAUUGCUGAAGGACAACUACGGCUACCUUGUGAUCUGCGAGAAGACCAACAAGGCCGGCAUCGUCGAUCCCUCCGAGGGAGAGCCGGUGUGGCGCCGGGUGCAAGAAGAGGGCGUCGAGCUCAUCGCCAUCCUCAACACCCACCAUCACCGGGAUCACACCGGCGGGAACGAAUACCUGCUGCGGCAGAAGCCGGAGUUGGAGGUGUUCGGCGCCAAGGUGGAUGAAGACCGCAUCCCGGGCAUCACCCAUACCCUUAAAGAGGGGGACGAGGUCCAGGUGGGAGAGGAGCGCGGGAGCGUGCUGUUCAUCCCCGGUCAUACCCGCGGCCACAUCGCCUUCGUAUUUCCCGGCAGACUUUUCAGCGGCGACGCCUUGUUCACCGGCGGAUGCGGCCGGGUCUUCGAGGGAACCCCCGAACAGAUGACCGCGUCCCUCGGAAAGCUGCGGGGCCUGGCCGGAGACACGCUGGUCUACUGCGGCCACGAGUACACGGAGAAGAAUCUCCAGUUCGCGCUGACCGUGGAGCCUAACAACGAGAAGAUCCGCAGGAGGCUGGAGGAGGUUCAGGAGCUCAGGGCCAGGGACCAGUUCACGGUGCCGUCCCGCCUCGGAGAGGAGCUCGAGACCAAUCCGUUUCUCCGCUGGGAAAGCGAUGAGAUCCAGGCCGGGCUUUCCGAGCGCUUUCCGGGCCUCGGAACCGACCCGGUUUCGGUGUUCGCCAAGGUCCGAGAGCUCAAGGACGUCUACUAG